Aethina tumida (small hive beetle) is the source of this 1075-nucleotide messenger RNA. RefSeq names its product regucalcin-like. The coding region runs from base 76 to 993 and encodes 305 amino acids. Gene Ontology annotation, biological process: L-ascorbic acid biosynthetic process. The transcript is spliced from 6 exons. Gene Ontology annotation, molecular function: gluconolactonase activity; calcium ion binding. Lineage: Eukaryota; Metazoa; Arthropoda; Insecta; Coleoptera; Nitidulidae. The record is from RefSeq and is a predicted model, not a curated record.
AUUGACGUUAUAAAUUGUGGCCAAUUCGUAUGAAGUUGGCAGAUUCAGAUUACCUCAUCAACUUUCGUAAAAACAAUGAGUCCAAAAGUGGAGACUAUAACCCAACCAGCAAUUUUGGGUGAAGGCCCCCAUUGGGACGCCACAAACCAGUGCCUGUACUUCGUGGACAUUUAUGGGAAGUCCAUCAACAAAUACGUUCCAGCCACCAAAAAGCACACCAAAGCUGUCAUUGGAGGUGACAUUGUGACCUUAAUCAUACCAGUGGAGGGCCAAAAGGAUAAAUUUUUGAUCAGCAUAGGAAAACAACUAGUGGUCGUCACCUGGGAUGGUGAAAGCGACAAAGUUUCAAAAAUUGAACCUUUAGUAACUGUUGAAAGUGAAGGAGCCCUAAAUGAUGGAAAAUGUGACGCCACUGGACGAUUGUGGGCUGGUACUUUGGGUGGCCCAAACGUCAACGGCAAAAUCGAAGGUAAAAAGGGCAGCCUCUUCACCUUAAUCAACAAGCAAAUCAACACGCACCUGACCGGAAUUGGCAUCUCCAACGGUCUUACUUGGAGCCUGGACAACAAAACGUUCUAUUACAUCGACUCAGCAACUGGUUACUUAGAACAAUACGACUGUGACAUCACAAAUGGGACAAUAUCCAACGGUAAAACCAUCCUCACACUCUCCAAACAUGGCAUCCCCGGCCACUUGGACGGUAUGACCAUCGACACCGAUGGUAACUUGUGGAUUGCAAUCUUCAACGCCAGCAGGGUCAUCAAGGUGGAUCCCAGGAAGCAGGACACCAUCGUUCAGACCAUCGACAUUCCUGCUCUUGAAGUAACCUCUGUGGCUUUUGGUGGGCCCAAUUUAGAUGAACUGUAUGUAACCAGUGCGGCCCUCCCUGUGGAUGGACAACCCUUAACAGGCCCAAGUCACGGGGCCACUUUUAAGGUCACCGGAUUGGGGGUCAAAGGAUGUGCUGGUGUCAAUGUUAAGUUGCUUUUAUAAAGCCUUUAUUUAUAGGUAGAUAAGGAGUAGUUCACUAAUCUAUUACAUAAAUUAUAGAUAAAUAUAUUUAUAUAUAAUUAUA